AUGUCACCAUCCAAGAAAAGACGCGACUUCCACAGAGCCUCUGCUCAUGCCACGCGUCAGAAUGCUUCCGAUCGAAAACAGGGCCGUUCUUCUGCCAGCCGUUGUUCUUCCCGACGCAGAAGGGCUUUGUGGCUGGCAUGGAGGGCAGAUGGCCAUUCCACCAUUCCAUCAGACAAGGUUUGGUUGUUCUACCGUCUCGCCCUUGCCGCCAAAACUGGAACUGGAGUGUUGGGCGAAUUUCUUUGCAAUUCCUUGCCUGUGCAGCCGCCGGUCAGAACUCGGCAACGAGAUGUUUUUCCCUUGGCCCCGCUUGGUGGUAGCAUGCUGAAGCCUGUAGACAUGACAAGUGGCAGGUGGAGCGUGCUCCUCCAAUUCAUCAACGUGGUCAUUGGCAUUCUGAACUGGUUGCACGGCAUAAAGCAGACAGUGCCGACUGGCAAGCACACGUUCGCUCAACAAGCAGUUUUGAAAAACAUCGUGGAUCGCACAGUGUGGACACUCACACGCCUGCAACAUGCGCAAGAUGGCUGGGAGCGGUUUGUGCCAGAUUUUGUGCCAGGUUUCACUGCAGGUACAACUUCUUUCCAAGACUUGGUUGCUGACAGGGUGGACAACUUGCAAGCGGCUGGCUUAUGCGAUCCUUUGCCGCACUUGCCAGCCCAUGUGCGGGCCAGCUUGGCAACACCUGAAGGAAUCCUUGACAACAGCGAUGAUUCUUUGCGUGGCCCGAAAGACGAAUAUGCAAAAUUGGUUGUCAAGCAGCUGCGGUGUGGUAAGUUGAGUUUAGCAACUUUUUGCAAGGGUGGUGGUACCACUUUCGCUGUUGGGAAGCCUGGGGGUGAACGCCUGAGGGAGGUAUGGCACGGCCGGCGUGUUUCAGAAUCAGCUUCUGCACCUCCAAAGCCGAGACACUUGGCUUCCCCAACUGCGUUGACCUUUCUGGAGUGCAGCGAUGGAAGACCACUACGCCUUAGCAAGCGCGAUGCUACGUGUUGGUUUGACCAGUUGAAGCUUCCCAGCUCUCUUCGUCGAUACAUGGCCAAACCGCCCAUCUCCACAGUGGAACUUGUCAAUGCUGGAAUGUCAGUGGCGGAUCAGCGGCAGCACAUGGAAGAUGGACAUGCUUGGCGCGAAGGUUUGCUAUAUCCUUUGCACUGCGUCUGGCCUAUGGGAUUUUCUUGGUCUUCUUACAUAGCCCAAGAAGAGAUGCUGAGUGUUUGUCAAGAUGCUGGCAUACCAACUUCAUCUCUCUUGGCUUGUGAUUGCGUGACACCUACAUCGUUUGAGCUUGUUGCUGCGGUGGCCACCGAUGAUGUCAUGAUUUUCAGCGACGCUGGCCCUGGUGCCACCUGUGAAGCAGCAAGAGCUUUCGAUGCAGCUAUGGAUGCACGAUGCGCAGUCCGAAAUCUUAAGAAGGACGUUGACGACGCGCUCUGUGGUACCUGUGUUGGGGUUGACUUAGUAGACGGAUACUUUCUGGAUGCUGUUGCGGAAGGUCGCUUCUCUGGCGAUGGCUGGAAAUCUUCAGCUGCAUUUUAUCUUUGUCCCCUCCAGCGAAAAUCCAGCGGAUUUCCCUUCGCGUGGCAAGAAGAGGCGAGCGCGAAAGAAAGCAGCUUUGUCGCAACGACGCCCUCCGAGAGUGAAUCGGGUGAAUCGGCCCAUGGUGCAACGAGUGAAACACUCUCGCAUAGUCAGCUUGACAAUGCCAAGUCUUCGCUGGGCACCGGCACCCAGACAGCCUCCCAAGGUACUCAGAUUGGCACCGCUACCCAGACAGCAUCCCAAGGUACUCAGAUGGGAGAACAGAAGUCAUCAGUUGUCACUGGCGCCCAGACAAUGUCUCAUAGUACACAGACGGAGGAGCAGAAGUCUUCACUUAGCACCAACACCCAGGCAGCCUCCCAAGGUGCUCAGAUCGGCACCGACACCCAGACAGCCUCCCAAGGUACUCAGAUUGGCACCGACACCCAGACAGCCUCCCAAGGUACUCAGAUUGGCACCGCUACGGGAGAACAGAAGUCAUCACUUGUCACUGGCGCCCAGACAAUGUCCCAUAGUACACAGACGGAGGAGCAGAAGUCUUCACUUAGCACCAACACCCAGACAGCGUCCCAAGGUACUCAGAUUGGCACUGCUACCCAGACAGCCUCCCAAGGUACUCAGAUGGGAGAACAGAAGUCAUCAGUUGUCACUGGCGCGCAGACAAUGUCCCAUAGUACACAGACGGAGGAACAGAAGUCUUCACUUGGCACCAACACCCAGGCAGCAUCCCAAGGUGCUCAGAUCGGCACCGACACCCAGACAGCCUCCCAAGGUACUCAGAUGGGAGAGCAGAAGUCUUCAGUUGGCACCAGUACCCAGACACUCUCACAUUCGCAGAUCGACAACAUAAAGUCUUCAGUUGACACUGGAACCACUCAAAUGGAAGACGACAAAUCUGCCAGCCUCGGCACUCAGACACUUUCUCAUUCCAAAAUCAAUCCGGAAUCUUCGCUCUACAGCCAGAGCACUGACAGCACUCACACUCACACACUCUCCCACAGCCAGAUCGACGAUACCAGAGUUUCCCACAGCCACGGCACCGAGACCGGCUGGUAUGGUCAUCAGAUGUCAAGUGCUGGCCAGCAGUCUAAUUCCUAUAACUUCCCCGGGGGCGUUCAGGUGAUCAUCACGCCCUACCAGGGCGCGGCUGCGGGCACUUUGCCGAGCACGGCGCCUGUGCCGCUGAACGUGGCUCCGACUUACACCUCUGUCCAGACGCCAGUUCAAGAACCUGCGCCAUACACGCCACCAGAGACUGAGCCAGUCGAGCCUGUCGAAGAACAGAUAGAGUACACGCCACCGAAGACGGUCCAGACACCAGUGGAAACUGAGCCACUUUCGCCGGAGACAGCGACCAAGCCUUCGGGAGAGGUUCGAUUGCUACUUCCUUCCAAGGCCAGGUCGCCGAAGUACGUCAUGCGGACGCUGGAGCAAUCCACUGGAUUGUCACCGGGCUGA
Messenger RNA from Durusdinium trenchii, 3000 nucleotides. Lineage: Eukaryota; Dinophyceae; Suessiales; Symbiodiniaceae. The record is from the annotation of a GenBank genome assembly.